Messenger RNA from Bursaphelenchus xylophilus (pine wood nematode), 2588 nucleotides. Lineage: Eukaryota; Metazoa; Nematoda; Chromadorea; Rhabditida; Aphelenchoididae. The record is from the annotation of a GenBank genome assembly.
AUGUUCAGGGAUAUGACUGGCAAGGAUAAACCGAAUCGACUGAAACAAUGGCACAUUGUCGCACUGUCCGCCAUCAUCAUCUCGAUCAUCGUGUUCGUCGCGUCGCUGGGCAUUCUGAUCGGGCUUCCGUCGAUGGUCGAGAAGAACAUCAGAGAGGUAAGUCCUAUAUUUUUUUGAGGUUUCGACGUUGUAAUAGCCAGACGAAUUAUUGUUUUAUUAUCUCCUAAGGUUUUGUUUUGAUCCAUUGGGGUUUUGACGUAAUAUUAUCCAUGCGGUCUUGAUGUUGAAAAACGACUAUUUUUUGAUCUGCUUGCCCUUUUAUAUUUUCUACAUGGUGUAGGAGGUUUUAUUCUGGCUAAAUUUUAUAUUUUGUCCUGUUUCUUUGCCUCGUUUUGGCAGUUUUUAUCCAUGGGCAUCUGAUGUAUAAAAUUCGCUAAAAACAGUUGAUUUUUAAUGUUGGCUACGCUGAGAGGGCUUUAAAAUGACAUUGUAAUGUCUGAGACACAAUAUUAUUGCCUGUUUCCCCGUUUCUUCGCCACUUUUUAUAUUAUCCAUGACGUAUUUCAGGCCUCCAGUCUAACCAAAGGUAGCGAUUUGUUGGACAAAUGGAUGAAACCGAAUUACAAGAUCAAACGGAAGAUAUCCACCUUCUCCGUGAAGAACCCGGACGCUGUUGUGAACGGGAGUCGUCCCAUUUUGACCAAGAAGGGUCCUUAUGUUUUCGAUGAGAGACAGCGACGAGAGGUAAGCGCGGCUAAUAAUGAAAUUCCUUGUUUUUUCUUCCAGGUGCUCUCGAGUGGGAACGGGACCAUAAAAUUCAAGACAUACCAUACUUAUUUCUUCAAUGAGGGUGAUUCAUGUCCCGAAUGUUACCUCCACAAUCGCGUUUGGGUACCGAACAUCAUCUUUCAAGUGAGUUUUGCCCUGAUUACGUCAUUCGACACUGUUUUACUUGAAUUCAAGCCAUUUUCCAUUCAAUUUAAAAAAAAAUAUAUUACACUAGACAAAUUUUCCAAAAAUAAUGUCAAAAAUUGUUCCAGAAGUUCGUGGAAGCCGCUACAAAACCCACGAUGAAGGCCGCAACGGCCGCUCUUCUCGUUCAAACUCCAUUCUUAGAGGUCGAAGUAUCCGAAUUGCUUUUUGAUGGAUAUGCGGACCCAUUUCUGGACCAAGUCUGUGCAAUCCCGUUUGUAAAUUUUAUCUGCGAAUCCAUUCUUGACCUUCCCGAACGAAUUGGACUGCUUUACGGGGUAAGUUUCAACCUACCUGAGGUUUUCUAUAUUACACUAGGCGUUUUUUUGAAAGUAAAAGUUGUAAAAUUUGGUGAGAUGGCGAGUAUUGAUAGUGUUUUUUGCAAAAUGCAUCCGUUUACGGUGUUUUCAAACCGGAAAUCGGCAUCUACAAAGAGAGAAAACAUAUUUUUGACCUCAUUUUACCGUAUUCAUGAUGAAAAAUUCGUUUUUUAGACGAAUAAUACCGCCACCGGAAUCUAUGAAGUCUCCGAUGGAUACAGCGACUAUGGUGAGAGUUUGGGGAAAGUUAUCAGCUGGAAUUCGCAAAAUAUUUUGCCGGAUAGUUGGUGGUCCACGGAGGAAGCGAGGACGAUCAAUGGCACUGAUGGCGGCCUUUUCCGGCCGUUUGUUUCCAAAAAAGAACCGCUCAAAGUGUUCAGCGCUGAACUUUGCAGGUAAGUGAACGCCAUAUUUUAUCGUUUACUACUAUUUAGAAGAAGUUUCAGACAAAAAUUUCUUCGAUUUUUAGGACAAUUGAAUUGGUUUACAAAGAAGAAGUGGAUCACGACGGAAUCACUGCGUACCGCUAUGUUCUGAACCCCGCAGUCCUCGAUUACAACCAGAAAAAGAACAAGGGAUUCUGUAUUGCCUCGGGGAAGAAGUUUUAUGCGGCGCAGAACGAAUCGUGCCUCCCAAAUGGCCUUCUUGAUCUGUCGAGAUGUCAGAAAGGCGAACCGCCCAUCGUCAUGUCCAUGCCCAACUUUUUGUAUGCCCCCGACUAUGUGCGCGACUCGAUCGAUGGCUUGGAAAAACCGGAUCCGGACCGCGAUGAGAUCGAGGUGGACCUGGAACCCCGUCUGGGUGCCGUCCUGAAGGCUCGCCGAAAGCUGCAGAUCAAUGUCGCCAUGUGGAACGGAAGGAAUUUAUCCAUGCCGUAAGUUGAAUCGGCUCUUUUGAUGAGUCUAUUUAUGAUCUGGGAGUAAUUUGCAACCUAUUUCAGAGGUCUGGAUCUCAGCCGCUUCUACAACGCGAUCGUCCCGGUCAUCGAAAUCAAUGAGGACGUCGAAAUCGACGACGAAAACUUCCGAUUGAUCAGACAGAAGCUCAUUGGCACCGAAGCCGCCGUUAAAUUCGCUGGAACUAGUGGUGUCAUCUUCUCAUUGGUUGCGGGAGUCAUGGUCGUCAUCUAUAUUGGGCAUAGAGUAAGAAAACACAACUUUUUCUUAUUGUUUCACCUUAUUUUAGACCGGCCGAAUUCGAAAGGUCGUCCGUCAAGUAACAAUUCGCCAACAAACUGUUCGACAAGCCAAAGACACAGAAUACCCCCCGAAGGUGGUGGAGCAAUCGACCAUCUGA